Molecule: messenger RNA, 1338 nt
Organism: Gadus chalcogrammus (walleye pollock)
Lineage: Eukaryota; Metazoa; Chordata; Actinopteri; Gadiformes; Gadidae
Product: tetraspanin-8-like
Exons: 9
Coding region: 60-857 (265 amino acids)
Cellular component (GO): membrane
Source: RefSeq, a predicted model, not a curated record
UCAGGCUCACUUUCACUCAAGCGAACAACAAGCGGAGUUUCUCUCGUCCUGACGUCAACAUGACUCAAGUUAACGUGUGUCUCAAACGCACUUUCACAUUCUUCAACAUACUUUUUGCGAUCCUGGGCGCGCUGGUGAUCGGCCUCGCACUGGGGUCCCAGGCGGUAUCCCGAAACCAUGGAGCCGGGGAGCUGGAAGGCCGGACCACGGGUCUCCUCAUGCUCUACAUCAUUGGCUCCGUCACCAUGAUGAUCGCCAUCCUGGGGGCCUACGGCGCCCACAAGGAGAACAAGGGCGCUCUUAUUGCAUUCCUGUUGAUCAUGGUCAUUGGAACUUUGAUUAUGUUGAAGACCGGAACGUCAAUGGCCAUCUCCAGUCCACAGAUUGAAAACGUGAUGGAGCAAAAGUUCAGAAGUCUCCUUCCUCUGGACCAAUCACCAGAGAGCACUCAGAACAUUAUGAGCUCCGUCCAGACGACUCUCCAGUGCUGUGGACUCUUCAGUUAUCAAGACUGGGAGAAUAAUAUUCCUUCCUCAUGUGCGUGCAACUCUGAGCAAGAGAUGGAAGGGAACUGCAGGACCGUCAACUACAUUGAACUUCUCCAGUAUCAUCAGAAGAAAAUUUUCAGGGCGACCUGUUUCCCCAUCAUCAUGCACUAUGUGGGCAUGGCGUACAACAUCUACAUGGCCGUGGUUUUCUCCCUGGGAACCCUCGCCCUACUUGGGAUGGUGCUGUCCUCCGUGAUCAUCCACCAGAUGGGUCCCAAGGUUCCCAGAACCAUGAUGGUCCUUUCCAUCCCGGCUGUCUUCAGUCCCCAGCCUCCUAAGUACCAGGAGUUGUACAACUCUCCUGCUUAAGGCCCUGCUGUGUCUCCAGCAGCUCAACGCCUUUCUGCUCCUGAUCUGUCGUUAGCUCGCUAGCUGUGUGCGGCCGUACUUUGUAUUUUGAUGUCGGAUGGAUGAGGGUUAAUCUAGUACCACUAGACUAGGUUUGCACUAAGGUAGCAUUAAGUUUGCACUAGCUUUGAGUUAGCAGCACUCUAGAUAUAAAGGGGGGUAAAUAUUGCUGUGAGAUUAGCCUGCCUCCAUUUAUGCCAGUUUAGCUAACCUAAAACUAGUAACUUCUUAGACUUAGAUCAGUAAAGGGCUAUUAGUUGAUUUAACUGUUUGAUGAUGAAACCACUUGUGUUUACAAAAGGGACAUUUAAUUCAGAGUCAUACAUUAAUAUUUAAAAUGCAUAUUGUCCCGUUUGCCGAAUUUAACUUUUGACUUCUUUUGACUUCUACCCUUGCCAAUAAAGACAUUUAUUUCCAUCCUUGGCCAUCAUGAAUAUGUAAA